Messenger RNA from Aspergillus homomorphus CBS 101889, 1377 nucleotides. Its product is annotated as putative serine/threonine-protein kinase. The transcript has 4 exons. The record is from RefSeq and is a predicted model, not a curated record. Gene Ontology annotation, biological process: protein phosphorylation; spliceosomal complex assembly; regulation of mRNA processing. Gene Ontology annotation, molecular function: ATP binding; protein kinase activity. NCBI's taxonomy places the organism in Eukaryota, Fungi, Ascomycota, Eurotiomycetes, Eurotiales, Aspergillaceae. Bases 1 to 1377 code for a protein of 458 amino acids.
AUGUCGCCCCUCCAGCGACUGGCCUUAACACCGCGACGUACCAUAUUCUCAUUCGCCAAGAAGGCGCUUUGGCAGUUCCCACCUAAUUUGGGGCCUACGAUUUCUCAACAAGAACUUGUCGACGAGGAGCUUUGUCCAGACUAUGAGUCAGCGGCAUAUUACCCAGCCAACCUUGGGGACGUACUCGCCAACAAAUACCAACUUUUGUCCAAGAUUGGCUGGGGAUCGCAAUCAACAGUCUGGCUUGCCCGAGAUUUAUCGAAAUUCAGAUGGCAAGCUGAAGAAGCGGUGGCCCUGAAGAUAAACAACAGUAACGACAGAGACGAUGCUCUGCAUGAGAGGGAGAUUGAGAAGCAUAUCGCGCAGCUAAAUCCUGAGCAUCGCGGUGGGGUGAUUCUCCGGACGUGUCUGGAUGCCUUGGAGAUCACUGGUCCGCAGGGAAAGCACAUUUGCCUCGUUUACGAACCAAUGAGAGAACCACUCUGGAUCUUGAAGAGACGGUUCGUGGAUCGCAAACUUCCCCUGCCUAUUGCCAAGGCCUACAUCUACUUCCUCCUUGUUGGUCUCGAUUAUCUUCACUCGGAGUGCAAAGUUGUCCAUGCGGAUCUGAAGCUGGACAAUAUUCUCAUGAGCUUCGAGAACGAAAACAUCCUUACCAAUUUCAUCAACCGACAACAAUCAAUGCAGUACAAGGUUGAUGGUGUAAGUGGUCGGACUAUCUACCGCUGCCAUAAUGACUUUGGUCCUCUUAAUGCGAGGGAUAUCAAAAAUCUGAUUCCGAAGAUAUCGGAUUUUGGGCUCGCAACAAGACUUGACAAGCCGUCGACUCAUAACGGAAUGGUAGGAGAGCAACUUGGCAUCUAUCCUAUUCAACCGGACUAUUACCGUGCCCCCGAGGUAAUUCUUGGCUGCGGCUGGGAUUUCAAAGCUGAUAUCUGGAAUUUUGGUGUGCUGUUGUGGAAUCUCCUUGGUAGCAGGGAGUUGUUUUCCCAAGUGCGAAGUGCAAAUGGCCAAUACGACGCAAAGUCACACCUCGCGGAAAUGAUUGCCCUACUCGGCCCGCCCCCAAGUGCCUUACUCGCAAAGUCAAAGGCCAUGUCCGAGCACAACUGGCCAGAGCCUAUACCUAACGAGACCGGCAAGCUUUGCAAGAAUGCUCAAGAAUUCUUUGAUGGUCCUUUCUACCAUACAGAGGGUGGAUUCUGGCACAAGGAGUUAAUUCCGUCCCGAAGCUUGGAAGACACGGCUCCAUUCCUCGAAGGGAAGGAUCGAGAGGCAUUUCUGUCUUUUGCUCGACAAAUGCUCACCUGGAUCCCAGAGGAAAGGAAGACAGCUCGCGAAUUGGCUGAUCAUCCCUUUCUAAAACUCCGACCUUGA